UGAUACAUGCUCAACAGAUACUACUCACGCCAUAAGCCAACCAACAAGGAGCACCGCUGUUCCAACGAUGUCACUACCAGCUAUGAUGUCGCAAACAGAGCCAUGUUCGCCUCUCGUCCGUACUUUGUAACGGCAGCGACAGCCACCAACACGGGGCGGUCCACCACGAUCGGCCUGGCGCUUCGAGUGCCGAAAGUCUCUUCUGACUCUUUGCCAGCGAAUGGAUGACUUGCCCCUUGGCACAUGUCACUGGAACUUCU
Macroventuria anomochaeta is the source of this 260-nucleotide messenger RNA. RefSeq lists its product as uncharacterized. The coding region runs from base 7 to 228 and encodes 73 amino acids. The record is from RefSeq and is a predicted model, not a curated record. Lineage: Eukaryota; Fungi; Ascomycota; Dothideomycetes; Pleosporales; Didymellaceae. The transcript has a single exon.